Cyphellophora attinorum is the source of this 438-nucleotide messenger RNA. RefSeq lists its product as uncharacterized. NCBI's taxonomy places the organism in Eukaryota, Fungi, Ascomycota, Eurotiomycetes, Chaetothyriales, Cyphellophoraceae. Bases 1 to 438 code for a protein of 145 amino acids. The record is from RefSeq and is a predicted model, not a curated record. The transcript is spliced from 3 exons.
AUGUCCGCCAUUCCCGACUCCGAAACCACCAGCAUUGGUGUCGACCAAUCUCCCAUCUCGCCUAUCGAGCGACGCAACUCCCUCGAAAAGCACCUACAACACCGUCCUGACGCCCAGGACCUAAAGAAUCGCCACAUUCUGCUCGACUCAUCCGCUGCACCGUCUCUUCAAGCCAAACAAGUCGAACUCGAGCGAGCUCAAGCCACUGAUAGUCUCAGGAAGCACCUCGAGAAGCGACCAGAGAAAGAUGAGCUGAUUGAGCGAAACAUCCUCCCCGAAAGCACUGCGGCGCCAGGAAUUCAAGCGAGCCAGAAGAGUCUUGAGAAGCAUAUGAGGGCAGACAGCCUCGAUCAAAAGCUACAGCGCCGCCCAACUGCCGACCAGCUCGUGAAGGAGGGCAUUCUGGAAGAGAACGAGGUGCCCGUCCAGCCUCAGUGA